AUGGAGUUUGUUCAGCUUUCACUUUUUCUCGGCUUUAAUGGACUUUUCUUCGUACCUAUUUCCAUCAUCAAAAUGUUUGAAAACCGUUAUUUUGUCCUGUUUGCAAUGCACACUUGCUGGCGCUACACUCGGUAUCCAUUUUUAACCCUGAACUACCUAAUGGGAAUACUUGCCUCUACCGCAUCAUAUCUGGAGAUCCCAAAUCAAGAGUACGCCAGAACUGUGACGUUCAAAGUGUAUCCAAGGAUAUUACUUUAUGAUACCGCGGAACAUCGGAUAUUUAUUCUAGCUAUUGACUUUUACUCGCUUAUCAUUCGCCAAUCGUUCUUCACAGCAUUAUUUCUAAUCGAGCUUAUUGUGUUCGUAGUUCUCAUCCGGUUGAACAUGAAAAAAGCUCUAUCUGGGAUACGGUCUUCGGUUUCCAGUAAAACAUUAAAAAUGCACAAGACUUUCAUGACGACUUUAAAUAUUCAGGUAGCCGUUCCCAUAGUCUUCAUCUGUAUUCCAUCAUUUGCCAGUAUUGCAAUACCAUUGAUCAAUGCGGAUAAUCAAGGCACCAAUAAUCUUAUUUAUAUAACUUUAUCAACUCAUGGAGCUCUAUCAACAUUAGUCAUGGUGUAUUUACAGAAAUCAUAUAGGGAAACGGUUCUGCAAAUUGUUGGGUGUAAUCGGGAUGUUGCUGAAAGAAAUGUUCGAAUUGUGAUUCCAGUUACCUCUUAA
Molecule: messenger RNA, 720 nt
Organism: Caenorhabditis elegans
Lineage: Eukaryota; Metazoa; Nematoda; Chromadorea; Rhabditida; Rhabditidae
Gene: srh-291
Product: Serpentine Receptor, class H
Exons: 3
Coding region: 1-720 (239 amino acids)
Source: RefSeq, marked reviewed